This is a messenger RNA of Anopheles merus, 364 nucleotides long. Its product is annotated as ATP synthase subunit beta, mitochondrial-like. NCBI's taxonomy places the organism in Eukaryota, Metazoa, Arthropoda, Insecta, Diptera, Culicidae. The coding region runs from base 67 to 264 and encodes 65 amino acids. The record is from RefSeq and is a predicted model, not a curated record. The transcript has a single exon.
UUUCCGCACAGUCGCGUACUUUAAGCGCUGUGUUGUAAUGCGCGCAUAAUAUGAUGUGCUGUGCGCAUGAUGCGCCGUUUCCAGCGUUUCGAAUUGCAGGCGUUUCAGGUCACAGAAUUUUUCACGGGCUAUGCCGGCAAGCUGGUGAACAAAGAGAACAUUAUCAAGGUUUACACCAUGCUCAUGAACGGCAAACUCGACCAACUGACAGAGAUUGCCUUUUACAUGGUCGGCCCGAUCGAGAAUUUUGGCAAAACGAAGUAAAGUGUCUGGCCAAGGAACCGGCCUAAGAAUCCGGUCGACUCAAAAAGAUAAAGUAGGCAGUUUUCCAGUACUUGCGUCGGCGUUCGAUUUCGGCUGGAAA